Messenger RNA from Trichogramma pretiosum, 8153 nucleotides. It is a transcript of the gene Rif1, whose product is annotated as telomere-associated protein RIF1. Gene Ontology annotation, biological process: telomere maintenance. Bases 210 to 7277 code for a protein of 2355 amino acids. The record is from RefSeq and is a predicted model, not a curated record. The transcript has 19 exons. Gene Ontology annotation, cellular component: nucleus. NCBI's taxonomy places the organism in Eukaryota, Metazoa, Arthropoda, Insecta, Hymenoptera, Trichogrammatidae.
UGCCAGUUCCCGCGCGUCCGGCAUCUCAGCAGCAGUCCAUCAGUGCCUCGCGUGUUUGUGUAUGCGUGCAGCCUGCUGCUAAUCUACUGCUCAGCUGCUGCCUCAAAACGGCCGAAUUCGGCCAAUUUGUGGUUCUUAGCGAGUGCAAAAACUAGAAAGUAAACAACAAAUUUUCAUAUCUUCAUUUUUACCAGAGAUUAUAAUCGAACAUGGCGGUCAACACGCUGCAGAAGAUUAUCAAAACUUUCAUCGAGACUGAUGACAGUAGUCCACAUAAAAAGAUCACCCUCUUAACCACAAUCAGAAGGCAUCAUGUAGAUGAAACAAACGUCAAAGCUUUGAAAGAUAAUGAAUUGUGUGAACUGUGCAAUUCCAUCGUUAAAGCUAGUAUAUCCAAUGAUGAAAAACUUCAUCUCGAGGCGUGCCGGACGCUUGACGUCAUUUUGCCCGAAACAAAGAAUCGAAAAUUCGAUUUUUUUCAAUCCAUUUUACAAAUUAAUAGAAAAAAAAGGCUUAAAGCACUUACAGCUUUGAGCAUUCUAAAGGACGAAACAGUGGCAACAGUGUGCAACAAGCUGUCGAUUAUUAAGUUUUUAGAAGAUUGCUUGAAGUCUAUAAAGCCAGACAAAAUGGAGUGGCUGCUCAAAGAAAAUGCUGAUAACAAAGAAUUAAUGCAAACUGUUGAAUCCAAAUUAAAUAACUUUGAAGAAGAUUUUGAAGAAAAAGUAGUAGAUAAAGCCUUAGAAUUACUCAGCAGAGUAUGUGAUGUAUAUAUUAUGGGUCUUAAUGUUAGACAAUUUGAUAGCUUUAUCAUGGAUAAGGUCUUACUACUAGCUUACAUGGGUCAUCGCAAGCAGAGGUCACGGGCUUUGGUUGUGUUUAAGCAAGCAGUAAAAAAUGAUAUGGGCUUACGCAUUCGAUCAUUAAAUAAACCACUUUGGGACCAAUACAGGACAAUGCUUCAGAGUACUUACUGCAAACGCAUGACAUUAUUAGUUCUUGCUUGUGAUUUAGACUGGUCUAUUCAAUGGGAAACAAGCAUUUUAUUUAUUGGUACUGAUCUUCACAAAGGUGCUAAUUUAGUAAAUACUUUGCUAAAAGUUGAAGAAAUAGGAUUCAAAUCUGUUGAUAUGAAUAGAAGGCAAGCAUUUGUAUCAUGGAAGGCGUUAAUUGAUAAUUUUGCUUUGGAUCAACGUGAGCUAGCUACCAGUCGACGUAUUAAGCUCUUAUGCGUACCACUGAAUGCCAAGAACAGUAAAACAGAGGACAUGAUGCUUACAAAACUUGAAGUUUGGUGGCAUCUAAUUUACAAAAUAUAUCCAAGCUUAGGGGAAUGCACUGAAUCUGUAUUAGAACCAUUUUUGAGUACUUGUUUUGGUCCAUUUAGUAAGAAACCGCUUUUCAUACACAAGUCAGAUGAAAAUGUUCCAUUAGGAAAAAAAUUUCUUAAAACUCAAAUAUUCGCCAUAAAUGCCUUCAUUCAACUUAUUGUAAAUACAGAAAAUCAAUCUAAGAUUCCUAAUUUUGCUCCAAAAGUGGAUAUAAUCAGCCCAGUUAAUAAUUUUAUUUUUGAAAAAAUGUAUAAAGUUUUUUUCAAUUGUCUUGCAGAAAUAAUUGUUUUACUAAUAGAUAUACCAAGUGAUGUUUUUAACAAGCCAACUUUAUGCAAGAUUUUGUGGGAAAAUUUAGUAAAACGAGUUGAAGAAUAUGAAAAAAUGAAAACGCAGAUGUAUGAACAAAUUCGAAUUGUAGUUGAAGAAUUGAUUAAAAAAAACUAUUUAAAACAUCCUUUUAUAAGAAAUUUUAUCCUUGAUGGAGUAUUUAACCAAUUAGAUUCCUCUACAAGUAAUAUGCAGUUCAAUGAGUCUUCUUUAAAAGAAAUUUUACAGACAAUUUUACAAUUGGAUGACUGCUUCAGUUUUUCGAAUGAAAGCUGUAAAACUAUAGAGUCUCUACUAUGGCAUUUGAUCAAACCAAAAAAAGCUGAUGUUUAUAAUCCAAAAACUAUUGAACUUUUACAACAAGUACUGGAAGGCUUAGAUCAAGCUAAAACUGAUUGUACCAAGAUUGCUGCUGUUAGUCGGUUAUGGUGUGUCCUUGCUAAUACUGCAAAGAAAUAUAUAGAAGACUCACAAAACAUUAAUGAAGGAAAUCUUGCCAAGCACAAUUUUAGUACUCUAGAAAGAAUUAUUGCUUUCCCAUUCACCUUUAUUCAAAGUGACCAUGAAUUGUUGGAAAGUAUGGCUAAAUCUUGGAAAGAUCUUUAUGUACAAUUCGACUUUCAGGCUGAGUUGAUUGUUACUGUGCAAAGUAAUGAGAUCCUUUAUAAAACUGCAAAUAUGAUCAUAUCAAUUUUAAAGAAAGAUAAAAAUAUCAGUAAUUUUACUGGUAUUUGCAUUGAUGGAUUAUUUGCUGCAGUCAAUUAUGAAAAAUUGAUUAAAGAUAAAGAUACAUCUCCCUUACUGAUACUGUUUCGCGAUUUGAUUCUGACAUGCCUACAAACAAACAGUAUUUACACCGAUCGUGUACUCAAAGCUCUUUCUUCACUACUUUUGGGAGUUUUUGGACACAGUGCUGAAAAAACUGCAGCAUAUUUAAAGAUCAUUGAGCCUGCUAUAAAAAAAAUGCUCACUAAAAAUGAUGAUUCGUUUUUAGAAAAAGAAAUUGUUAAUACAUGGACGACAAUAGUAAGCUUAUUUAAAAACUUACAAAAAGAGUUCAGCUACGAUCUUUUACUCAGCUACCGAGAAACUAUUUCUUUAGCUAUGUUACAUCUUAACGAAGAUAUUGUUCAUUCUGCGUGUUCAAUCGUUGAUCUUAGAGAUGGUUUGGAUGAUAAAUCUAAAAAACUUAUUGAUGAAUUGGUUAAGGAUUUGCAAACAGCUGGUUGUCAAAGCAAUUUUACAGAAGCCAAAGAAAUCAAUAACAAAAUUAAAUCCAAAUCAGCGGUAUCCACAAAACCAGUUGGCAGUUUUUUAAAUCGUAAAUCUUUGGGUUCCAGUAAUAAAACCCCUGGAAAGGAAAAUGCUAAAGUUAAAGUAGUUAAUCCUGAACCGGAUUCUCAGGAUUUUGUGGUCAUCAAUACAGACUUAAAACUCGAUGUUAAUCGGUUAACAGAGCAUCAGAAAGAAAAAUUAAAAAGUCGCCGGGAUUACAUUCCAGGCAUGUAUAACGAUGUAUCUCAUUCUGGUACUCAAGACUCACAAGAAAUCCAACGUUGGUUUGACGCUCAAACGAGACGAACGCCCUUACCUAUUAAAGUACCGAAUUCUCCAAAAGUUCAUGAUGACAAGGCUAACCCAAAUUUUAAAAACGUUGGUAAAUUCUCAAAUAAAGAUGCAGAAAACAUAUCAGCUGCUACCAUUGAAGCAAAAAACACAACCGAAGCAUCCAACAGUAAAAGAAGUGGUAGUAGCAACGAUGUCGCGAGUAAGGAUAAAAAUCAGUGUCAAUCUGACGGCGUCAACGGCGGCACGAGUGCAAUACCAUUGCCAAAAAAAUUGGACUUCGAUUCGACUUUGGAGUACCCCGCCAAUAAAAUAAUGACUGCUGACAGUGCUACUAGUGGCUGUGGUGUUGGUGGUGGCGGCAAUGCCGCAGUAACGAACAUUAGUGCAGUCGAUGUUUCCAAUAAUAAAAAACACGACGAGGAUGUGAUUGAUGAUAGUCAAAAAGGCAAAAUGAAGCGGCGCGAAUCUAUGAAUGGAACAGACGGUCAAGGUAAUUUAAAAACCGCUACCGCAUCAGGAUCUCGAAGUCGCCGCUCAAUGCAACCAACAACGGGAAAUUUGCGACGAUCUAACAGUAGUGAGAAUUUACUUAAUAAAAGAGGUCGAAAACGCCGCAACUCGGAUUCUAAUUCCGAAGGUACUUUAUACAUUGAACGAGAAAAGAGACCCAGACUGCCGAACCCGAACGAUGUGAUUGCUGAAACGCUUGAGUAUAGUCAGGACAGUUUGAGAUCUGCUACUGAUAGUGAGAUGAGUCAAGCAUCGAGUUUAUCAAGUAGUCAAGCCUCGAGUUAUAUUAAUAGUCAAGACUCCGAAUGUGAUGGUAAAAAAUUUUCGAAGCGUCAAAUGACGGAAAUGUCGCGGCUUAAAAUCGACAUGAGAUUUGAACCACUUCCAAAUCGCCGCAGUGUUGUAAAAAAAGAAACACCUGUUACUGUCGCAUCCGAUAGUAAAAAACCAUUGAAUAAUGAUGGUUUGAAUGUCAAAGAACAGAAGUCAAAAAGCGAUGUGAAGUCCGGAAAAUUAGAAUCAAAUAGUCAAGAAAAUAUUAUUGUAAGAAGACGAUCAUCUAAGUUAUUAAAAUCUAACGAAAAUGGCGAACAAGAAUCAAAAAAAGAUGGUAAUAAAAACUCAUUGGACAUUGAAGUAAGCAGUAGUAAAAUUACGUCAAGAAAAUCACUACCCAAUAGUAUUGUUAUUGAAACAAAACCAGUUGCAAAGAAACCCGAAAGUGAAGAAACGUCAAAAGUUACUGACAUCGCGGAAAAUACUGACAAAAUUGCAGAAAAUAUUCAAAUCGGAAAAAAUAAUUUUAAUUCUAUUGAUGACCAUGAUAUAGAAAACCAAGAUGUGAAUUCCAUUGCAUCUCAAGACUCAGAUAUUGUACAAUGCUCGCAACAACCAACAAUCAGCAUGAAAAUAGAUAAACCUGAUUGCUAUGUAAAAAUUCUUAAAGAUAAUGAUAUCGAAAUGGCUGUUAACUCGCAAACAAAUUCUCAAGAUGUAAAAGAAAAAUCAGGUCGAAUUAUCCAAGAAAUGUCUGUUGCAUUGGAUGAUACAUCAAUUAUUCCAGCUACUAUACAGCCAGAAAAACCUGUUUCCAUAAGAACAGAACAGAAAAAGAUUGAGAGGAACGAAAUUAUUGGCAAAAUACCAGCUAUAAUGAGCCAUAUAACUUCACCUAAAAAGGCUAAUCAGCGCAAAUCAUUUCCAGUUCACAAUAGAGCUGCCCAUAUGAUCGGUUUAGUCUCUAAACAAUUGCCAAUUAAAGUUGGAUCAAGCGUAAAUAAAACUGAAAAUUCUCUAAAUGAUGAUGUUCCAUCAUUAUCUACCGUGAAAAAAGAUAGUUUUAGAGAAAUAGAACCAGUAUUAUCUAGUCCAAGUACCACUGGGAGCCGACAAGAAAAAAUGUUCAUGAAUAUGAGUAACAAUCGAAAGUCUGGCGAUAAAUCGCUCUCACCAUCUAUGUCGAUGUUUUGUAACUUGAGAAAUAAAGGUGAACGUAUCUCUCCGAAAUUGGAACAGCGCAAUCAAGAAAAAGAUCUGGAUAUAAGUUCACUGACAACCGAGAACGGUAGCACAAUCGAAUCUCCAAGUGGAAAAUCUCGCAGAGAGUUGCCUAUGCUUGAGUGGACAAAUGCAAAUCCACCGUCAUUCAACGCAUCACCAAGUGCUAGCAUUCUGAAACGAAUGAAUGACACAGAUAUCGACACACCCAACAGGAAAAAAAGAGUGAGCUUUGCCGAUCCACCAGUAUCUCGUGAAAUGGGUUAUGAGAUAUUAACAGAAACUUCAUCACCUCCUCGUCUAGAGAAGUUACCACCUACGCGUAGUCCAAUUUCUCGUCGAGAGAAUCGCAAAUUUACACGCACGCGUCUAUCUCAAUUAACGCCAGAAAGAAUGGAAAUUGAAGUUACAGUUGCUUCUCCAAAAGUCAAACUAACUACGGUACUUGCAGAACAUCCACUCGAAGAUUCAACGGCUACCCAGUCAAUUACUCCAUCAACAGUGACUACGUUGGCGACGUCUCCAUCGAUGCAAACCAGUACAUCCGGUAACACAAGCAUAUCGGAAAUUACAUCUCAGUCAGCCACAUCUACGGCCGUUACAUCCGUGACUGAGCCUAGUAAUUCUCAAGAUGCUGAUAUUUUUGGCGAACAUGAAGAUUGCGAAGUUAAGGCUCCUCUAUCACAAGAUGAUGAUCAAAGUGCCGAAAAUAAUACUUCCAUUAAAUUAGAUUCUAUAAAUCUGUCAAGUAUCAACAAAUCUGAUAAUGCGAGUUCGCUCGAAGAUACGGUUGAUGUAGAAAAUAUAUCAUCCAGCUUCGAUAAUUCGCAUAAUAUUUCAGAUAAAGCGGUUGGAAGUUGUUCUCAAGGUAGUGGGGAACCUGGUGAUACAUUACCCGUUACAGAUUCUGUAUUUUCUAAUUUACCAAUAAUUAGUCAAGAGACACAAAAUAGCGUGGCUCAGUUGAGUGAACCGGAGAACCUCGAUUCCACUUUGCCAGUUUAUCCAACAUUGACCUCCUGUACAGAUGGAAUCGACACUUUGAGUAAGGAUCUAGUUGAUCCAUUGUUUAAAGACAAUCUAGUUGAGCAUCUAGCCGCCAAAGCUAUCAGUUCCGUCGGAGAUAUGGCUCAAUUGACUGAAAGGGAAAUUAAUCGACUUCCAAUUCGUAACUAUCCAUCAAAAAUUGUGUGCGUAAAAACUGCCCUGUCAAGGCACGCUCAGCGUCUUGGUAAAUUAUCCGAUUCACGACCAGUUGGUGUAUCAUCUAGUACGCCCUUGGGUCACAGAACAAAAAGUUUGUUCGAGGACCUAAUAAAAUCCAAUGUUUCGGCAGUUCAAGAAAGUAAACCUAUGAAAAGAGCAUCCACAGACAACGCCAUCCAAACUAGCCCCAUUAAAAAGCAGAGAAACGAUCAAGAGGCUUGUAAAGAUUUCAUGGAUCAUUGCGACGAUGAUUUUUUGUUUGAAGCUUUUAUUAAAAAGUUUGAUUACGAAAGAUUGCUCAAAGCCUAUAAGGAAAAAAUGGUAGAGAAACCAGAGAAAGAACUCAAAAAAGAGACCCUCAACAUUCUUGGGUUAAAUGUUACAGAUGAUAGCGAAGCAAGUUUUAAAGCAUCGACGAAAACAGUAGGCUUACAUAAAGUUUUGCAACAACUUCCAAUGAUUUUUGAUUCUGACGAAGAGUUUUACGAUACCGUACUAAAAACGUACAAAAAAAAUCUCAAACCGGCUAAUUUAUUAAAUGUUAUGAAACCAACUGAACUUAAAGAAGCUUUAGCUGAGCAUUACAGUGUCAAUGAGCUCUUAUCAAUUAUCAAUAGCAAAUUAACUAAAAAUCUUAGUUCGGAAAACGGAUGCAUUAAAAGCUCAAAUGAAGUUGAAUCAUUCGUCGAUUUCAUUUCUCCAGAAAUUCGCGUUAAAACUGAAAAUUCUGCAAAACGACAAGUUAUGUUUGAAACAUUAGUAAGGGAUAUCGAUGGUUGUAAACUUUCUGAUCUGUUUAAUGAAGCCAUAAAAUGCAAAUUGCAAAAAAAAUGAGAGAUGUAAGAUUUUUCGUAGUUAUGUUGAUUAUGAAACUUUAUAAUUAUUGGUAUGAAACUUGUUAUUUUCUGCAAGUUACGUUAAAUGUUGACGUGUUAUGAUAUCAUCAUCACUGAAUUAUGAAUUUUCCUCAAAUCAUUGUUAGCGCAUUGAACCAAACUAUUGGUAUAAAAAUUUUCGAUUAUUAUAUAUUUAUAGUUUUUUCCACUUCUCUCAUCAUCCAUGUUCAAGUAUUGCCAUUUCAUUUUAUUGAAUAGAUAGUAAGUAAUUGUUAUAAUGAGGUAUUACUUAUUUGAUAGCUCUCAAUUUAGGAAAGUUUGAUUUUGUCGAUUUUUUACGAUCCUUAGGAUUAUUAGGAAUCUCAAUUGAGAAAACUUGUACAUACUAAACUAAUUUGUUCCAUAAAAUUAAUUAACUGGAACACUGAACAAAAGCUCUGUCCUUUAUGAUUUAAAAAAAUGAAUUGGUAUCGACUCCCGUUGGAUUUGAAGUCCAAAUAUAAUUUGAAUACAAGCUAAAUAAUCUAAAUUUUCAAUUAAAAUAGCCAUUGCAAAAGAAACUCUGUCGUAUAAAAUGAAGUCUCAAUUGAAUACUAUUUACAACACAGUUACAUAGUGAUCCAGAUACAUGUGAAAAUUUUCUAUGUAAGCUUUAUUUAAUUUACCGAUUAUUUCUUUGAAAAAAAAAGAAUAGAUAUGUUAGUUACUUUGAAAGUGAUAAUCAAGAAUAUGAUUUUUUAAAUUAGUAAGCACGACAAGUAGUAAGAUAAACUGACUUAAGCGACUAUGUUACACUGUAAUUACUUACAAAAUUAGUGUUGACAUUUUAUAAUUUGUAUUUGUACUAUAAAUGAAUAAAAAAACGUUUAAGUAA